This is a messenger RNA of Cornus florida, 1015 nucleotides long. RefSeq lists its product as uncharacterized. The record is from RefSeq and is a predicted model, not a curated record. The transcript is spliced from 7 exons. Lineage: Eukaryota; Viridiplantae; Streptophyta; Magnoliopsida; Cornales; Cornaceae. The coding region runs from base 67 to 846 and encodes 259 amino acids.
GGGUUUAGGGUUGUUGGUUCUUAUUUCUCUUUGAAUAAUUAUAAGCAGGUGACUGAAGACUUUCAAAUGGAUCGAGAACAAAACCAGAUGGAAACGCAGAAGACCGACGUCGUUUGUCCGUCCACUGCCUUAGCAUACCUCGACCCUCAUUACUGGGAUGAGCGAUUUUCUCAUGAGGAGCAUUAUGAAUGGUUCAAAGACUACUCUCAUUUCCGUCAUCUCAUUCAACAACAUGUCAAACCCAAUCUUUCUGUGUUGGAACUAGGAUGUGGAAACUCAAAAUUGUGUGAAGAAUUGUACAAAGAUGGGAUUUCUGAAAUAACUUGCAUUGAUCUGUCGGCUAUUGCUGUGGAGAAAAUGAAGGAGAGAUUAUUAUACAAGGGAUAUAAAGAAAUUAAAGUGCUGGAAGCUGACAUGCUAGAUCUGCCCUUUAGCAACGAGUAUUUUGACGUGGUUAUAGAGAAAGGAACUAUGGAUGUAUUGUUCGUGGACAGUGGUGACCCCUGGAAUCCACGGCCUGCAACAGUAAACAAGGUAAUGACAAUGCUUCAAGGUAUUCAUAGGGUUCUCAAACCAGAUGGCAUUUUCAUCUCAAUCACUUUUGGCCAGCCACACUUUAGGCGUCCGUUAUUUAAUGCUCCAGAAUUCACCUGGUCCGUCGAGUGGAAUACUUUUGGUGAUGCAUUUCACUAUUUCUUCUAUAUUUUGAAGAAGGGACAGAGAUCGUUAGAAAGCAACGGAAUCAAGGAGAGUGGCAACAUAACACCUACUAUAUCUCUUUUUCAAGAUGAAUUAGAAGAUGAAGACUAUAUUUUUAGAACCAGCAUCGACGACAUGGACAGCUAGAAGUGAUUGUAACUCUCUGUUCUUUUUCAUUUUCUGCCUUUCUUCCACUGUAAUUUUGAUUUGAUUCUACUUAUAACUGAAGUUCAAUAAAAUCAACAAAUAGAGAAUGAGAUUGAAGAAAGCUUGUUAUGUGUAUGUAUUUUAUGAUUAUUUACUCUAAUUUUGGUGA